Vespa mandarinia (Asian giant hornet) is the source of this 1217-nucleotide messenger RNA. Its product is annotated as 101 kDa malaria antigen-like. Lineage: Eukaryota; Metazoa; Arthropoda; Insecta; Hymenoptera; Vespidae. The record is from RefSeq and is a predicted model, not a curated record.
CAACUAAUGGUCGUUAUCUAGUAAACAUCGUUAUUAAUUAACUUCCAACACUUGGUAUUAUCACGAUGAUGGAGACACGAAUACGCGCGUACUCGAAAUAAUCAAGUGCGACAGCUUUAGUUAAGCGAUCGGUCGAUAGAUGGCGACAAUCGCGCAGAAUGGCGACGAACCCAUCGUCGUCGUCGUCGUGUCAUACGAAUUCCGUUGCAAACCGAAAGAAUCGACAUAACGGUGUGCGUGUGUUUGUAAAGCAUGCGCUCGCGCGCGUGACACUUGUUGCUAAAAAAAAAAAAAAAAAAAAAAAAAAAGAAAAAGAAAGAAAGAAAAACAAAUGGGUAAAAGGAAAAACGUUCGCGGUUUCAAGACAAGAUCGUCCAAUAGUUUCUAUGUACCUCAGUCCCGUGGUAAAAUCAGACUUGGAAAAAGGAAAGGAAGAGGAAGAAGAAGAAGAAAGAUGGCAGGAGAAGAGGGAGGAAGAGGAGAAAGAGGAGAGGAAGGAAGAAAGGAUGGAAGAAAGGAGGUGCACUAAGCAAGAUAGGAGGAGGCGAUUUUACGCUCGAGAGGAUGAACAAGAAGAAGAAGAAGAACGGAGGCCGGCCAUGUCUCUAAGGAACGUUGGCCCGUGUCCGUUCUCUCCGUAGGGGCCUUGAAAGGAAUGCGCGCGCGCGCGCCUCUUAAAAAGAAAUCGGUGAAUGCGCUUUUACACGCGUGCUUAUAAAUAAAUGCGUCCAGUGAACCGGACGUGCUAUCGUCGAAAAAAUAUUUGAUCCUCUCCUCUUUUUUUGCAUCGAUACGCGUUCAAAAUCUUUUCCAAAGUACGUUUUACUUUUAUAUAAUUUUCUGUUAAUCGAUUACAAAGUUUAAAAAAAAAAAAAAAAAAAAAAAAGAAAAAAGAAAUAGAACUACAAUCGUUGGACGUUACGCGAUCAAAUUUAAUUAAUUUUUUUCUUUUUCCUUUUCUUUUUUCUUUUCUUUUUUUCUCUCCUUUUCUUUCUUUUAUUUUUGUUCUCGCGUUCUCGAAACACGUCCUCCCUUUUCCCCAUAAUAGCCUUUCACUUUUCGAUAUAGUUUCUUUUUCUUUUUUUUUAUUCUCUUUUUUAAAAAUGUUGAAUAUUCUUAACGGGAGUUAUCAGACGUAACAAAAGUUUUAUCAAUAAUGUUAAUAGAAAUUAUACAUAUAUUUUGUAUUAUUAAAAAAAAAAAAAAAAAAAAAAAAA